GUCGGAAAGCAGCCUCUCUAGGUUUGCCCACCGCUUGUCGGUUAAGCAGAAGCAGGAGAAGAGAAGGAAAGCUGAGUAUGCCUCGGCCGAGCUGUCUGCCUUCCGGCCCAGGUCUCUGAGCAUUGAAUGGUCAUCCUCCCCUAAAAUGACGCAGCAGAUGCGGGACCUGCAGCUGGCGCAGGCCAGGAAGCCACCAGGCCCUUCCUCGCCGAACGCAGCCAAGAGGCUCUACCGAAACCUGUCAGGGAAAUUCCGCGUCAACUACACGUCCUUCGACGAGGGCAGCCUGGUGGGACGGGGCGAGAAGGAAAAGCUCCGCAAGUCCUACCUGUUCCAGAGCAACGCUGCCCUCUUCGAGGCCGUGGAGCUGCAGGACAUAGACAGGGUCCAGGAGCUGCUGAAGCAGUACAGCCCCGAGGAGCUGGACCUCAACACCCCCAACAGCGAGGGGCUGCUGCCCCUGGACAUCGCCAUCAUGACCAACAACGCUCCCAUCGCCAGGGCCCUGCUGCAGGCGGGAGCGAAGGAGAGCCCACACUUCGUGAGCCUGGAGAGCCGCUCGCUGCACCUCUCCACGCUGGUGCGGGAAGCAGAGCAGCGCGUCAACGAGCUGACGGCGCAGGUGGUGAACGAGGCGCCCAACGCCGACUGCUCCGAGAAGGAGAAGCAGCUCAAGGCCUGGGAGUGGCGAUACCGGCUUUACAAGCGCAUGAAGGCAGGGUUCGAGCAUGCCCGAGUCCCGGACGCCCCCACCAACGUCCACCUCUCCGUGGCCAGCAGCUCCUCGGUGCAGGUGACCUUUUGGGAGCCCCUGAGCGUCAAUUCGGCCGUUGUCACCAAGUACAAAGUGGAGUGGAGCUGCUCCCCCACCUUCUCGCCGCCGCUGGGGGAGGCCGUGAUUGACAAGCUGAAGAACCUGCACUUCACCAUCCGAGGGCUGGUGUCGGGCACGGCUUACUACGUCCAGGUGUCCGCCUACAACAUGAAGGGCUGGGGUCCUCCACAAGCCUCUGUGCCCCCUUUCGCCAUCCCUUCCAACUGGCGGGAGUACGACGGCCGGGCUCCACGGCGAAGGGGACAAGCUGAAGCUCUGGACCAUCUGCUGGGCCAGGUGAAGACCGUCCACCAGCACUGCGUUUGUCACGAGCCCUGCAAGAACCAGCCCCAGAGCAGGAAGCACUCGGUCUCCAAGAGCCUCAAGCACCUCUUCCACCCUGGCAGCAAGUUUCUCAAGACGCUGAAGCGCGGCCUCUACCUGACAGCCAUCUUCUACAAGGACGACAACAUCCUAGUGACCCAUGAAGACCAGAUCCCUGUGGUGGAGAUUGAUGACACCUACUCCUGCCUGCUCAUGCAGGAUUUUCUCUGGUUCACCAAGGUGUCGUGCAUGUGGGACGAGAUCCUGUGGCUGCGGCAGUGUGUCACCGUCUCCCAGUCAUCCUGUUCUUGCAUCCUGCAGACACGCUUCAAGAUGCUGCUGGCCAUCUCACAAAUGCAGGGGCUGCUGGGCAUCCAGGACCUGGGACAGGUCUUCUUUGAGCCUGUCAAAGACAAACAGGGCAACAUCCUCAUCGUCACCCUGAAGGAGGUGAAGACCAACCAGACCUUUGAGAGCGUCCGUUGGGUUCCUAUCUGCAAGCUGCAGACCAGCCGCAAGUCCGUGUCCUCCCCGGAGGAGCCCACCGCUCUGGACACGCUGCUGAUCUCCGUCCAGGACAAGCUGGCUUACCACCAGCGGAGCAGCCAUGCCCUCUCCCCGGGCCUCUACCUGGGCUACUUGAAGCUCUGCAGCGCCGUGGAUCAGAUCCGAGUCCUGGUGCCGGAGCGGCUCCCCAACAUCCUGUGCCAUGUCAAGAUUCGCUCCAACCCCAACAUCUCCAGGGAGGAGUGGGAAUGGCUGCAGAAGAUGGCCAGCGUGGAGGAGCCUGUUCCUGCAGAGCCAGAGGCUGAGACCUCCCAGAACCACUUGUUUCAGGAGCUCCAAGUGGCCAUCAAGGAGCUGAUGACCCUGGUGAACAUCCCAUUGCCAGAGGCCAAAGAUUUCCGUCUGUACAGCCAAGAGGUGCUGGACUUUGGGGGCCAGGUCUCUUUCCUGCUGCUGCUGCCUCCGUCGGACGACGUCUGCACUGCUCCGGGCCAGAACAACCCCUACACCCCUCGCUCUGGCUUCCUCACCCUGCCGCUGCAGAUCUUCGAGCUAGUCCACUUCUUCACGUAUGACCGGGAGUUCAUCACCCAGUACUGCCAGGUGUCUGCCCUCCUGGAGCUGGAGUCGCUGCUCUCUCAGCAGAGCCUCAGGGAGGCCUUCUCCGAUGCCGAGCUCUCCACUGCGAAGCAGAGGCACCAGCAGGUUCAGGACUACAUCCAGCAAAUGGAGGAGAUCUGGCGCGAGAUGCGCUGGAUUAUGGAUGCCCUGCAACACGCCCGGUACAAGCAGCCCUCCUGUGGGGUGUCUCUCAGCGGCUUCCUCAGCGAGGCCGGUGGUGCAAUGAAGGAGAAGACCCGAUCCACCUCGUCCCACCUUGACUACCUUCCCUCCCCGGCACCCUCGCCAGAGACCAGCUGUAAGCUCAACUCUGACUCUCACGGGCUGUCGGAUGAGGAGGGCUCCUCGGAGGUGUUCCUGGCCACUGACAGCGACUACGACUCCAGCAGGGCACAGAGCCCGAAGGAGCUUGACCUGGUGUACUCCUCCUCCGGGCUGGAGUGCUGCAGCAGGAGAGUCGCCCGCACCCUCCAGGACAGCGCCCCAGACGUCCUGCAGACCCACGAGCUCAAGACCCCACCGCCGCCGCCACCGCCGCCGGAGGAGCCCCGGCCGUCCCCCGAGCUCUACGACAGUGACUUCGUCCUGCCCAGCCGACAGAUCGAGCUGCUGCGCAUCACAGAGAAGCGGCAGGCGUACUGCGUUCGAACCAGCAGCCUGGACUUCCCCAAACCGCUCUGCCAGGUGGCCAGAAAGUCCUGCCCUGGCUCCGUCGACAGCUCCCCGACGGAGAGCAGGACCGCGGGCCACUGCGGCCAGCUCAGACUGGGGACUGGCUCAACGCCCAGCCCCGAGCGCAGCCAGGGCGGGCAGGGCUCUGAGCCCGUCUUCCGGACACGCUCAGCCGAGUGGACUCAGAGCUUCCAGGAGCAGCCAGAGCAGCCCGGGUGCUUGGCCGACCGAGGGAAGAAGCCGGGCUCUGUCACCUUGCGGGUCUGCCCGCAGUACGAAACCGGACUCUCCAAAGAGACCAGUGUCAAGCUGCACAUCACCAGCCAGACGUCUGCCAGGGAGGUGGUGAAGCUGGUGGUGCUGGAGAUGAACGACGUCUCCCGCGGCGUGCUGGGCGGCUCGGCCGCCUUCUGCUACGGUGAGGAGCAGCUGGAGCACUUCGGACUGGUGUUCGCCUCCGACGAGAGCGAGCGGUGGCUUCCUGAUGACUUCUUGCCUCUGUCCCUCCAAACUAGCCGGCCCGAGGGGCGGUUCUACGUCCGGAUCAAGGAGACGUCCCCUCUGGUGCUCCAGUACGGGCCAGCCACCACCGUAUGAGGGGAGGAGAGCCGGCCGGGCGGCUCGGGGACCUCAGCUUCCAGAGAGCAGACAGCUCGUCUCUGAUGCUUCCUUCUUCCACAGACACCCUCUCAUCAGGCAUCUGCGCGGUGGAAUGGGAUCAUACUGGGCUGUGUGUUAUUUGUUUGUGUUAUUUUUUAUUUUUAUUUUUUUUUUAACCAAAGAGACAUCGAGACUCAGUUUUUCUGACUGCAGAAGAGGAGGGUGGAGUGCGGAGACCUCAGAGCUCGGGAGGAAUCUCUGCAGGAAUGGAAUUUUUGAAAGUAAACAUUUUUAAGGGGAAAGGGGGGAGAGAGAGGAAAAAUAUUACAAGAAGAAGCAGCAAUACCUGUUUUUUUUUCUUUCUUCUUUUUCUGAAAAGCCUUGUUUGGGAUUCAGUGAAGGCAAAGCCACAGAGGAUUGCUGGGGAGGGUUGUGGUGUCAGUGA
This is a messenger RNA of Nipponia nippon (crested ibis), 3983 nucleotides long. The record is from RefSeq and is a predicted model, not a curated record. Lineage: Eukaryota; Metazoa; Chordata; Aves; Pelecaniformes; Threskiornithidae.